Messenger RNA from Phanerochaete carnosa HHB-10118-sp, 1549 nucleotides. RefSeq lists its product as uncharacterized. The transcript is spliced from 3 exons. Lineage: Eukaryota; Fungi; Basidiomycota; Agaricomycetes; Polyporales; Phanerochaetaceae. Bases 23 to 1549 code for a protein of 508 amino acids. The record is from RefSeq and is a predicted model, not a curated record.
UCGUAAUUGUAAGGCGUUUCAAAUGCACCGGUGCCUGCGGGAACAUGAGAUAUUACGCGAAAUCAUCGCGAACGUACCUUCCGUAAAGCCCCAGAUGCUCGAUGGCUUUAUUGGUUAUUACUGGCGCGAUAAGAUCUCCAAGUCAGAGCGUCCCACGUAUGCUGCUCUGGCACGAGUUUGCAGGGCCUUUUGCGAGCCCGCUACGGAUGCACUCUGGAGAACAAUUCAUGUGGAGUCACUGAAGCGGUUCUUCGCUACAUUACCCGAUGCAUCCGACGCUGCGCUACAGCGCACGAGUGUACGCAUUGCCGUUGACGAUACAUCCCAGGCCUAUCAUUCUCCUGGAGAACUUCACUGGGCCCGGUUCUUAAGAAAUACGGCUCGACUGCAUACUAUCCGAGUAAACAACCCACGCAUGGCAACUUUGUUCCCCAAUCUUCGCACGCUGGAGGUUUACAGUCUGUCGUGGGAGCUAGCAGCCUGCCUACCGAUAUUCCUCAGCGCCAGCGUUGUGGAAUGCCAUAUCACGAGCAGCACGGAAGAUCCUGUCGAAGUGGACACAUUGGUGAGCCAGCUGGUUCGUCUUUGUCCCAACCUGCAGGUUCUGUCCGGGCAUACUCGUGCAUUUACCUCGGAGACAACAUUCCUGCUCCUCGGUCUUCAGAAUCUUACCAGCGUUGUGUGCGAAGAUGGGCUACCCCCUUCGACUGCAAUCCACCUUUCCCAAAAGCCGCAACUCUGUUCCCUUAGAGUUACUACGCUUGUCGAUCUUACGGCUGUGUUUGUCUCCAUUGAAACCGCAACACGCAUGCUGCAUCUCAUAGAACCCACUUCUCUGCGCGAACUCUCCCUUCGUCUAGACGGCGAGUCCGAGAGCCAUGCUCUAGCAAAUCUUCUUCACGCAGUUUCCCGGCAUUCGACGCUAUCCCGUUUGGAACUUAGUGGCGAUCCUUUGGUCUCAGGUCCACCGGUCCCUUUGCUAUCCAUCGGGCAGCUCGAUCGCUUGGAGAGGCCGCGCGUUUUUAUUCUAGGCGUCGCAGUCACGAAAGACGAUAUACCUGCCUUAUGCCGCACGCUCCCUUCCCUGAAAAAACUCUAUAUAUCCCGGAGCCGCUGCUCGUCAGCAUCAGAAGACAUCAGGCUCCCAUUGGAUGUCCUGGACCUGUUCGCCAGGUAUAUGCCUCGCCUUGAAUCGCUCAAACUCGAUUUAAAGUCACUCUCCCUCCGCGGAACAGAGCCACCGCGCAACCGAAGCACACGCCACAUUGUUCUCACCUUCCACCACAACGUUAUCGAGGAGGGAGCCAAGCCAGGGCUGGUCGCAACCUACAUUGCCGCGAUCUAUCCAAAAUGCGGUUUCCCAGCAAUGGGGCUCACGGAUAUGCUUAUCCCGGAUGUUGACGAGAAGGACCCGGCAGCUCGCAUCGACUUCUGGUUCAAAGUCAACGACUUGGUCCCACUGUUCGUCCGGGCUCGCGCUGACGAGCGACAGCGUUUUGGUAGCACGGGCGUGACGGAACAAGCAGAGGUGAGCAACCAUUUGUCCUGA